This is a messenger RNA of Hypanus sabinus (Atlantic stingray), 3801 nucleotides long. RefSeq names its product solute carrier family 39 member 4 (gene slc39a4). Bases 1 to 2001 code for a protein of 666 amino acids. Gene Ontology annotation, molecular function: zinc ion transmembrane transporter activity. The transcript is spliced from 12 exons. Gene Ontology annotation, biological process: zinc ion import across plasma membrane; intracellular zinc ion homeostasis. Gene Ontology annotation, cellular component: membrane. The record is from RefSeq and is a predicted model, not a curated record. NCBI's taxonomy places the organism in Eukaryota, Metazoa, Chordata, Chondrichthyes, Myliobatiformes, Dasyatidae.
AUGACUUGGCUAUCUGUACUGCUCCCUGUGCUUCUGGCUGUCCUGAAACUAGCAGCCUCACAAGGAAAUGAAUCUCUCUUUGUCACUGAACAAGAGCUCUUCAGAAGAGUGGUGGAUCUCCUAGUGCCUGGAGAAGACAUCCUGAGUGAGACAGCAGUCACCUCUUUAUUAAGUAUCUUAGAGAACCGUGUGCAGUGUACUGAGGUGCCGUGUGAAAAGUGCUUUUUGGCCAAUGAUGUCUUUGAACUUGCUGGGAAGAAUGACAGUGGCAGCAGAACACUGACACCUGAUGAGUUUUUCCAAAUCUCUCCUGGCUUGCUGCUCUUUCUGACUGACCCACAGAGAGUGUGCCAGGACAUACAAGCCAAGCAGUGGGAAAAGGAAACAAUGGUGUUCACAGAGAAACUAUUGACAGCAAUUGAUACCAGCCAAAUCCCCAAGCUCACCCAUAGCCUAGUGGAAGAGGAACUGCAGAAAAUACAGAAGAGCUAUCUGACAGUGGACAAAGGUCAGCCUUGUGUCAACUCCACUCAAAUCAUAGAAGAGUACGAGCUGGUGUCCAAUGGGACGACAGGAAUUAAUGUUGGCCACUUUUCUGCUGUAAUACUUUACCAUGUCUUAAGAGGAGACUGCUUACUCCGAUACCUAUUGCCAAGGCCUGAAUACUUCCUUAACUUCAUAUUUCACAUGUACCAGAAUCUCACUGGGACAGAACUUGAAGACUUGAUGGAUAAAAUUGGUUUAGCUCACAAUAACCAAGAGCAUCAACACCAAGAGAACAGUGGAAGUCAUAGUGAAGACCACUCGGGUGAGAGGUCUCAGGGCCAUCGGUCCAACCAGCUGCCAAGUCAUGGCCAGGAGGAGGGGGAUGAGGACAGUUCCUGGGACAUGAAAUGUUUUAGUUCCAGUGAAAUAAUGGCGAUCCAUCAGAUUGCAGCCAAUGAGAUGAUUUCCCAAAGCAAGUUUGUUCAACUGAGCCCUGCGUUAAUUCAGCAGCUUCUAAGUCAGGCCUGCACCAGAGUUCAACAAGAGAAGGAACCACACAAAUAUCAGUUGACCACUGCGGAAAAAUUUAUUUAUGGAUCAAUUGCAACAUUGAUUAUCAGUCUUUGUGCAGUGCUUGGGAUCAUAAUUGUUCUCUUCACUAGCUGCACCAACGUUUAUCAGUACGUCAUUCAGGGCUUUAUAAGCCUGGCUGUGGGGUCACUAACUGGCGAUGCUGUGUUACAUCUCAUACCCAAGUUUCUUGGCAUGCACUCUCAUGGGAAUAGUCUCGUACACAUGCCAGAGUCUCACAUCUGGAAGCUGUUGGCUGUUCUAGGAGGCAUCUAUGCUUUUUUUGUGAUGGAGAAGCUAUUUGGAAUAUUCAUAAAAGAUGAUGUUGAAAAGGGCCAUCACCACUGUGACCAUGAGUUGGCACUGCAAGCAUUUAAAAAGAAUCAGAAGAAAAAACAGACAACAUCCCAGGUUGAACUGAUGUCCUCAGAUGUGUCUUUAGAAGGUGACUUUGGUCAACGCUCUAAUAAAGCUUUGCGGGUUCUUCCGUACAUGAUCGUGAUUGGUGAUAGCAUCCAUAACUUUGCCGACGGGCUGGCUCUGGGAGCAGCUUUCUCUGUCUCCUGGAAAACAGGGCUUGCCACAACACUUGCAGUUUUCUGUCAUGAGCUUCCUCAUGAAAUGGGUGAUUUUGCAGUUCUGCUGCACUCUGGAAUUUCUGUCAAGAAAUCCAUCCUCCUGAACUUUGGCAGUGCCUUGACCGCUUUUAUUGGACUAUACAUAGCACUAGGUGUUGCGACAGAUGAAAUAGUGCAAGAAUGGAUAUUCACUGUAGCAACAGGCCUCUUCCUUUAUGUGGCUCUUGCAGAUAUGAUUCCAGAGAUGAUGGAAGCAAAGAGCAAAAAUCCCUGGAUUUUAUUCCUUCUGCAAAAUUUGGGAUUAUUGGUCGGCUGGACAAUCUUACUCUUAUUAUCACUUUAUGAGGAUCAAAUUCAAUUUGGAUAGAGCACAAUGCGCCUGCUCUGAAUAUUUUCUGUAGGUGCAGCGUAUAUGGUUCUCUUUUUUCAAUCUUCACUACUGGACAGUGGGCUGUAGCUGUAAACAUGAUGGUGGAACAUAUAUAGUCAACCAUGUAUAUUCUGCAAAUCCAAUUCAAUUUUAUUUUAAGUGGUACGUGGAGGUAUCCCUGGUUCCUAGAAAUGUCAGGAAAAGCAGCCAUCCAUCUCCAGUGGAAAAGAUGUGGUAUCUGGUGAAAGUUUAGAUUGAGCUGUCAGCGCAAGUGAUAGAUGCAAGUUCAAUUGUAACAUUGAAGAGAAGUUUGGAUAGGUACAUGGAUGAGAGAGAUAUGGAGGGCAAUGGGUAAUGGGACUAUGCAGAGGACCAGGUGGGCACAGAUUAUACAGUGUGGGCUGAAGGGCCAUGGCUCUGUGCGAUAAUACACCAUUACUCUAAUGGUUACAAUAUCCAAACAAAAACCCAUCUGGUUCAACAAACAUUGUUUAGGGAAUAAGACCAUUAAAAACAGUAGCUGAAAUAGGCCAUUUGGCCCAUCAAAGCCUGCUCCACCAUUCCAUCAACCCCAUUCUCCAGCCUUCUCCCUUUUACCUUUGAUACCCUGAAUAAACAAGAACUUAUCAAACUCUGCUUUAAAUAUACCCAAUAACUUGGCUUCCACAACCAUCUGUGGCACUGAAUUCCACAGAUUCACUACACUCUGAAUUCCUCCUCAUCUCUGUUUAAAUGGAUGUGCCUCUUUUCUGAGGCUGUGCACUCUGUUCCUAAACUCCCCCACUAUAAGUAACAGCCUCUCCAUGUCUACUCUGUCUCAGCCUUUCCAUAAUCUGUAGUUUUCAAUGAGGCAUUCUCAUUCUUCUAAACUCCAGUGAGUACAGGCCCAGAGCCAUUAAACACUCCUCAUACAUUAACUGUUUCAUUCCCAGAAUCAUUCUCAUGAACAUCAUCUAGACACUCUGCAAUGCGAAGAUAUCGUUUCUUAGAUAAGGGGCCCAAAACAAUGUUUCAUAAAGCCUCAGCAUUACAUCCUUGCUUUUGUAUUGUAGUCCUCUUGAAAUGAAUAGGAACAUUGCGUUUACCUACCUUGCCAACUCAACCUGCAGGUUAACCUUUGGGGAAUCCUGCACAAAGACUCCCAAAUCCCUUUGCACCUGACUGUUGAAUUUUUUCCCUGUUUGGAAAAUAGUUUAUGCAUUUAUUCUUUCUACCAAGAAUGAAAUCUGCUGCAAUUAAACAAUUGGUCUAUAUAUUAGCCUAGAAACAUAGCCAAGUGACAGACUCUGAAAAGCCUGACCUCUAGUUGUAUCAAAGCUGCUUAAAAAGUUUCAGUCUAACAACAUUGUGAGAGGAUCUUCAACAACAUUACAAUGACAGCUAAACACUUCUUUGAGCACUGAGGUAAUAUCAUGAACUGCUCCAUGGCUAUAGAAUGCAGCCAUCGGGCUUCUGGACUGACUUCACUCACCAUGGCCCUGAAUUGGCUCAGUGGUUGUGGACUCACUUUCAGAGGCUGCAGUUCGUGUUCUGUGUCUUAUUUGUUUGCUUUUUUAUUGUUUGGACAAUGUGUUCCUUUUUCACAUAUUGGGUGUUUGACAGUCUUUGUUAUGUAGGUUUCUUUAAUGGUUUAUAUUAUGUUGCUUUGCUUUGUGGCUGCCUACAAAAUAAAAGAACCUCAAGGUUAUAUACAGUGUACAUACUUUGAUAAUAGACGUACUUUGAACUUUGAUGGAGUAACAGAAAUAAUGCUGGUUUAAUUUUGCGUUACACUUUCUACACAUUAGCUAACACGUU